Molecule: messenger RNA, 2219 nt
Organism: Patella vulgata (common limpet)
Lineage: Eukaryota; Metazoa; Mollusca; Gastropoda; Patellidae
Product: actin maturation protease
Exons: 8
Coding region: 805-1701 (298 amino acids)
Source: RefSeq, a predicted model, not a curated record
ACAAUAUUGACAGAACAUGAAGACCAGUCUCGGUUUUUACUAUGAAAAAUCUUGUAUUAGUUUUAACUCUACAAAUAUAUGCCAUGAGGUUUAGAGGGUAGAACAGCAUUCGUGAAUUAGCAUCCUCAUAAUAAAUGAAAUUAAACUCACAUUGAUAAUCUUGACCUGAAAUAAGCCCUCUGCUUCUUCUUUGGUGGGAAUUUUCCACGGUGAUUUCACAAGAAACAGAUAGUGGUUGCAUUGAAUGAUGAUUUUACCGCAGGGGCGGAUCCAGAGGACUGGGGUUCCAACUGCAAACCCCACCUUGCUCAGCUACAUAAAAAAUUUUGUAAAACAACACUUUAUGAGAAAAGUGUAAUGGUUGUGUGCUUUAUCCAUUAUCAUCAGAUGGUGGGAUGGGAUUGGCAUUCAAAGUGCGAAAUAAUGAUAUAGACAUAUGUGAUAUCACAAUUAAUGCUUUGCAUCAAUGGAAUUGAAUCGCAAUGUGAUCCUAUUAAAUCAUUAUAUAAAAAUUGAUGUCAAUCAGGGUGUUGGAUUUCUCUCUUUAAAAAGCUCAAUGUGUAUGUAUGCCUACGCAAUUUAUAGACGAUGAUGACAUCAUGCUUUGUCAACUGUCAGAUUUCCUUAACAGGAGCCUGGAAAACCCUCUCCUGCAAUAAUUCCUGGAUCUGCCCAUGUACAGUUCAUAUAUUUAAAGUCAGUCAGUAACAAUAACUGGUAUCCUGUAUUUUACAACUCUUUGUGGUCCCGUGUACGCCCUUGAUGGGUGGAAUUUAAAGAAGAGUCAUUUAUCAGGAAACCAAGAUGAAUAUGUCAGCCAUGCUCCCCCCUCCCCCGCCCCCACCACCCCCACAAGUAUCAUCUGUUCCUGAUUUAGAUGAAUUGAGAGCUAACACUUUGGAUAAUUUCGAAGUGGUCACACCUAUUGAAAUGGGAAAAGAAGGAUAUAAAGUCUACAAAGAAUUUUUAGAGAGACAAGGCAGAGGAAGAGAAGAGAAUUGUUAUUUAUCAUUUGGUUAUACAGUUAAUCCUAUAAUACAGAAAGGUCCACAGUGUGGAAUGGUAGCCUUAGCCAUGGCUGCUCCAUUGUUAGGUAAACAGGAUAUAAGUCCAGAUAAAAUUUAUUCAGUAGCACAGUCCAAAAACUUCACAAAACAGGGAGAGUUAUUCUCUGCUGACUAUUUGUCCAGAUUAUCACAUCAAGUUCUCAAUUGUCAUUCUGAAGUCGUGGAGAUGGUGAAUGGAAAGAAAACAAUUCUACAACACUUACUUAGAGGAUCCAUUUUACUUGUUCCAUAUGAUGCUGAUAAAAAUCAUGGUCCAUGUAAAAAGAGAGGACAUAAGGCCCAUUGGGCUUUGUUAUCUGGGUUUUUAAUCAUGAUGGAUAUGACACACCUGAAAACUCUUAAAACACAUUUUAAGGCAGACGAUACUCACAGACAUUUGUACCACUGUGUAGAUGUAAACAGUAUUUCGCCAUGUGAAACCGAAUUAAUUAGUUCCGCAAGAGGCAUAUUAGUGUACGGACACCAGGGAAAGAGCAAAUAUACCGGAUAUUGGUUCCUAAAUGAAUUAUUGGACAGUAAUGCAAAUUUAAGAGAGGUUGGACCUGAAAGAGAACCAGGUGAAUACAUCAUCCCUAGUGGAGGUAUUAUAAGUGGAUUAUGUGGCAAAAUUGUGGGACUCACCAAGAGUCAGUAAACGAUUUCUGUUUUAUAUAUUUUUCUAAGCCUUCCAUUUAAAACAAGAACGAUUUUACCAUUUGUGCUAGAGUGUGGGAGUUGUGUAAAUAUUUGAAUGUAUUCAUAAUAUAUGCUUUAAUUUGCCUGUAAUGUCUUAGAGGCAUACCAGGAAAAUAUUUGCAGCAUACACAUCCAGUUAAUAAUGUCUUAUUGUCUUAGUUCUUGUUUAAUAUCCAACUAAUUCAUGAAUUUCUUUGUUAAAUUAUUGUUGAAUAUUUCCAUCAACAUGACAAACAUGUGAAGUGUUUACAUGAAAAAUGUGGUAGAUGCCUUUCUUGACAAAAAUAAUUGUGCAGUUAGAUAUCUGACUAGAAUAUAAGACUUUAUUGAUAUUUUUUUAUCCAUAAUGUGGCAGCAUCAACAGUAUUGUUAAUCCAGGCCGAGCGAGUUCUUAUUAUUAAAGUGCAGUAUAUGUAACAUAUUAAAUACACUUUUACUCAUUGAAAUGUUGCAGUUAAUAAACCUAGUGUAAAACUG